This is a messenger RNA of Pygocentrus nattereri (red-bellied piranha), 2110 nucleotides long. RefSeq names its product iodotyrosine deiodinase (gene iyd). The record is from RefSeq and is a predicted model, not a curated record. Gene Ontology annotation, molecular function: oxidoreductase activity. The coding region runs from base 71 to 961 and encodes 296 amino acids. The transcript has 5 exons. Lineage: Eukaryota; Metazoa; Chordata; Actinopteri; Characiformes; Serrasalmidae.
CGUCAGCUUUCAGCUUUUACGCUUACAGUCCUCCCAGAUUUGAGCUUUCUCAGCAGAUGCUUCCCCCGCCAUGGCGCUCAUUUCGGCCUUAACUCCGGUGUUCGUGGCGGUUCUGUGCGUGGUUAUCGCCGCCUUCUUCAGGAACUACCGGAGAGCGGAGUCUUCCUCUCAGCAGAAGCGCUCCCCAGCGGCAGGAGAGACCACCAGCAGGCCGUGGGUGGACGAGGACCUGCAGGACGACACUGAAGUCAGCGCUAAAGACGACGAGGAUGAUGAUUGGGUCGUUUCAGAGACAGAGGAACUGCCCCCUAUUCCAUACAUUCCUCCUCGCUACUCUGAGGAGGAGAUGCUGGAGCGCUCACAGCAGUUAUACAAUCUGCUCAACCAGAGACGCUCUGUCCGCUUCAUCAGCCCAGAACCCGUCCCACGAGAGGUCAUCGAGAACGUCAUCCACACAGCAGGAACAGCGCCGAGCGGUGCUCACACUGAGCCAUGGACGUUCGUGGUGGUGGCCGAUGCAGAGACCAAACACAAGGUCAGAGAGAUCGUGGAGCAGGAGGAAGAGAUCAACUACAAACAGAGGAUGGGUGACAAAUGGGUUCACGACCUGCGCAGACUCCGGACCAAUUGGAUGAAGGAGUAUCUGGACACAGCGCCAUAUCUCAUCCUCAUCUUCAAGCAAACGUAUGGAAUUCUGCCAGACGGAAAGAAAAAGACUCACUACUAUAACGAGAUUAGUGUGUCCAUCUCCUGUGGGCUCCUGCUAGCAGCUCUGCAGAAUGUUGGGCUGGUUACCGUGACUUCCACGCCUCUGAACUGCGGCCCACAGCUGAGGGUUCUCCUUCGUCGGCCAGCCAAUGAGAAGCUGCUCAUGCUGCUUCCUGUGGGAUACCCAGCCCCAGAUGCCACAGUGCCUGACCUCAAACGCAAGGACCUCAGUGACAUCAUGGUGUUUGUGUGAUGUCAUGAAGUUUCUGUAAGCAAUCUGGAGAUCUUAACCACUAAACUAUAUUUUUUUCAAUGGUAUUUUAAUAGAAUCAGAAAUAUAAUCAUUACAGAUAAGUUUAAAAUGUGCCAGUGUGUAGAUGUUCUUCUGUGACUAGAGCUUGUCUGUGUGAUGGUCAAGGUUGUCUAGCUCGAGGGAAGCUAUCAGUCAGGCUCUACUCCAACAUACACAUGCGCACCCACGCACUUUCACAUAGACUCACACAACCUCACACACACAUACACACCCACACAUGCACACAUACACACCCACACAUGCACACAUACACACCCACAUAUAUACACACCCACACACACACCCACAUCCCCACACAGACAAGCAGACACAUACACACACGCACACAUGCACACAUACACACCCACACACACCCCCUCACAUACACACAUACAAAUACCCAUACACACACUACGCAUAGAUUAGAGGAGCGACUGUCACUCGAAUUGACGACAUUUCGACACUUAUUGACGAUGAGGGUCUAUCUGGUGGGGAUUAUUAGUUAAGAGUAUGUUUUUGUGUCUGGAGGCUAUCUUCAGAUAUUCAAGGCUUUUUCUAUCAAGGGAACGGGAAGAUGUCACAUACAACUUUAGGCUCCAUUAAGUCUGCACAUCACAACACACACAUACGCCCGCUAAUUCUGCCACACACACACACACACACAUACACACACACAUAUGCACAUACAGACACACACCUUUCACCUCAAUUGAUUACACUUCAUCUUUAGCUUUAGGUCAUAUAAAAAUCAGGUAUUACAAUGUUCUUAUGCAUAUUACAAUGUAUGUUUUCUAAGUGUGCAGUCUGAUUGGGUGAAGGAAGUCACUACAGAUACGCACGGUUGUUAUAAAUUCUUUUGGGUAAAACCUUAACAGUUCGGUUUGGGCAGGAGCACAGAGAGUUGAGACUUGGAGAGAUAAUCAGGAAUUCAUUGUCUUAGGAGAUGGGUGCCCUAAAGGCUCUCAAGCCUUUUUUUUUUUCAUUUUAAUUGUUAAAACUUUGCAUAUUUAGCAUGAUAUUUCUGUGUUGAUUUUCUAUUUUUCAUAUUUCCUUCAUUAUCAUAAAAUUUGUUUUGUCCAGCAGUUUCAUCCAAUAAACUGGCAAAACUCC